Molecule: messenger RNA, 4151 nt
Organism: Passer domesticus (house sparrow)
Lineage: Eukaryota; Metazoa; Chordata; Aves; Passeriformes; Passeridae
Exons: 12
Coding region: 1424-2998 (524 amino acids)
Cellular component (GO): precatalytic spliceosome
Molecular function (GO): zinc ion binding; single-stranded RNA binding; double-stranded RNA binding
Source: RefSeq, a predicted model, not a curated record
AGCUUUGAAAUCAGUGGUUUUAUUUCAGUGGUGACUAAAGCAGAUGUUCUGAUUAUGGUCUGGAAAUAAGCAAUGCAAGCUGCCAGGCAUUUGGACCAUUGCUUUUCUUCUGCGCACUGGUUAAUUUAUGUGAGAAAAAUCUUAGGAGAAUAUGAAGUUACAAGUAUUUUUACAGAAAGACUUUUAAACUUGAGACAUAGUUUCUGUCUUCUUGAUUACAUGACAAUAUCAUAGUGAAUCUAGCUAGUAUUUUUUUAGUUGGUGAAGUUUUCAGUAAAAAGACUUGCAGCGUGCUCAGAGUACAGUGAAAGUAUGACAAACCAAAAGCUUAUAAACCAAGAACAGCAUGGGUUGCUUGCUAUUAAGAUGAUACUAAGACAAGAGUAUUUAGUUGUGUGUUAGGAAACAAGAAGAAAAUGGCCAUUACCUUGACCAGACCUGUAACUUUUUUCUGUGUGCAUCUUUCCAUAUGAAGUCCAAAAGAUCACGUGCCUUUGUCUGUCAGCUUGGGAAUAACCAGCUCACACUGAGCUGCUGCACAGGCUCACAAAUGCAUGCAUUUAAGUGUUAAAAGUCUGUCUGUGGAGAUGAAUUAUGUGGCACCAGCUUGUUAUGUGCUGACUCUGUCACAUGCUACUGCUGCAUUUGCCUCAGGUGAAAAAAACCCCAGCCAAAACAUAGAAAGAUUUUCAGAAUACUGUGAACUUCUGAUGAAAGUGGGCCAUAUUGUUGCUGUGGCAGGAGGUGUCCCACGAGGUUUUUUGUAGCACUGUUAAAUUGCAAGAGGUUUUUCAUCUAAAUGGUGCAACUCAAUGAAGUUUUUCUUUGUGUUCAAUUCUGGAGUUUGACUUGAUAGCAGCACAGGUAUAUUUCUAAUGACAUGAAUAUUUAAGAAUGGAUGUGGAAUUCCCUCUUCUUGUGAAGUUGUGGUUUUUUUAGCCAUAACCUGACAUCUUAGUGGGAAAGAAUACGGUAACAGUUUCAUGCUUAUGGUAGUUCUACUUGUUUGCUCUGAUUUGAAGAAACUAGCAGUGUUAAUUACUCUUAUGUAGUUCAUUGGUCUGUUAUAUGUAAUUAGGUAGAUGAAUUCUAGUUCUGCACUUUUUUUUUUUCAGAUGGAAAAUAUGUUUUUUAACACUUAGUCAUGGUCUUUUAUAAUGUCCAACAUUUGAAUACACUUAAUGUCUCUUUGAGAUUGUUUUGCAGGUAGAUUUAGCUGUACUCUGCUGGUGUUCUAAGCUGAGCAGGAAUGCUUUAGAAGUGUUUUAGGCAGAGCAAUAACCAGGCUAUUAAAACUCCGUGAGGAGCAAGAUAGAGCCCUGAUUGAAACACUGCUAGUUCGGACUCAGGAAUAUACUGACUGUGUCUGUGCAGCCUUUGGGCUGCCCAGAGCUCAAAAGUGAAGAGAUCAUUCACAGGGUACAUGACCUGUCUGAAGGAUUUUAUGAAUGAUCCCAGAAGAGAAGAGCCUCUAAUUGGUUUAGAGCAUGUGGUCGAAGUCAGAUUUGAAGGGAAAAGAGAGCCACGUUAUGAGUGCAGGCUGUGUGGGUGUAAUUCAGAGGUGGCACCUAUGAUAGAGCAUCUUAGUGGAUAUAAACACAGAAGAGAAUACAUUUCUAAAGAAUUUCCAGAUAAAAUGAGGAGAAGACCAACAGAUGCAAAAGAAUGCAAAGUCUCGUUUUUCAGACGGAUAGCAGGAGAGCUAGAGAAGAGUGAAGGAUUAAAAAUGUAUAAGAGGGAAGGUUACAUAAGACCAGCUACCUCAUCUGCAUUGAAGAAGAAAACAAGGUGGGAAGAUAAGCAUGAGAAUGAUCCUGUUCGGAAACAAAAAGCUCUGGAGUUCUUGGAGACUUUUCACAUCACCUCAGACUCAGAAGCAACACUUGUUGUUCGCAUUACACAGGAACUCAUGGAGGCUUUGAAGGCUUUUUGUGAAAAGAAAGCAGCAGGUAAUUACACCAACAGUUUAGGCCUGAUGUCAGUACCGCAAGAUGAAUUUCCAGAAGGGAAAAGCAUCCCAGAACACUAUGGGCCAGAUGUAGAAUACAAAGGAAGUUCUGACUGGAAUCAGGGUUUUUUGUCCCAGUAUGAAGAGUGUUCUGAAGGUGCUUCUUUUGUUCCUGCUCACUCAAACAGUUACCAAGCAGGUGAUGGAUCAUCCUCCUGUCAUCUGACAUCUGACAACUUUGCAAGUAUGUCUCUGCUCGGGGACUCUCCUGCUGCUGAGCCUGACACUCCUGCCAGUGGUGUCAGCGAAUGGCUGAGACAGCUCAGAAACUCCAUGCCCUGCACAGAUUUGGCUGCUGUGCCCUCUCCAUACCAGACCAGCCCAGUGAAGGAGUACUCAGCAGAAUACAUAUCCAGUGAUGUGCAAGGAAGUGAGCUCUGUGAUAACAGACUCUCAUUUGGCAGAGAAAAUACAAAAUGGAGGAAUCAACAAGUGUGUACCAAAGCAAGGCAUAUAAGUGACCAAGAAUUAUCCUAUCCCAAUUCUUCUGCCUCAUAUACUUCAUCUGGAAGAUACUUUACAAACUAUGUCUCACAAAACUAUUCCUCUUACAAGAACUAUGAGUCCACAAAUACUUGUACAUCUUCUGCAAAUUCUGUUGUUUCAGGAAGAGAUGGCUCCAGGUGGCACCAGGACACUAGGUGGAAUGAGCACUAUAGGUGGAAUGAGGACUCUAGCUGGAAGCAGGAAUCUAGGUGUCAAGGAUUCAGGUAUCAGAAAUCAGGCUAUCAGAGAGACUGGAGUUCACAACAGGACUCAUUUUCUGGCAGUGGUUCAUACCAGGAUCACCAGCAGUUCAGAAGCUCAGAAGAGAUGUUUAAUGGAGUUGAUGUUGGUCUUGCUCCCAACACUGUGAACAGACUGCUAGGAAAGGAUGUCCCCACAAUGACCAGGAUGCUCAAACAGCUGGCUCCGUAUCAUCCAGCGCUUCAAAAAAUAAAUAUUCAGACAUUCGUCAAUGUGCUAAUAGAAGCUAGAGAGAAGGAUUAAGGAGCAGCAGCUGACUUGGAAACAGAAGAAGAGAUUUGAGAAUCUCCAUCCCUUGGCUUUCAGGAAAGAGACUGCAUUUAACUCUUUGUUUGGCUGGCUUGGAGAGGUAAAGGGAGGGAGGGUUUAAGUUUUUGACAUGUGAAAUAUAGCUGGAACAUGAACUUGCACAUAAUGGGUAAACAUACUAUUUUGUUUAGGCUUUUUGUAAUGUAUUUGUUAUAUCUUAGUAUAUUUCAGAAAAAAGAUCUUUUGUUAUUUUUUGAAAAUAUGUUAAAAUUACUCUGUCAGCAAAAAGUUAACAAUCCUUUUAAUACCUUUCUCAAUUCAGAAAAGAAAGAAAGGUUUACUUUAAUGCUACCUACUUAGGAAGAAUAUUAAUUGAAAAUACAGGUUUACUUUCCUUCACACAAAUGUAAGGCCAGUUUCAUUAAUUUGAGGUUUUAUAAUUAGGAUAUUUUAGAAAUUGAUAUACUACAUUUCUGUUUAGAGAAAGAAAGGAGAAUGUUACAGCAAAGAUAUUCUCUAUCUUAAUGUGAUGCUAUAUGAGGAAAACGUAAUCUGUGCUAGAGGACUGGUAUGUAACGGGGCAUAUCAGUUUCAAUUUGCAGAGUAAGAAAUGGUGUGAAAUAUAUGCAAAUUUUUAAAUCAUGUUGUUCGAAAUGAAAUAAUUAUGAAUUAUCCUAAAAACUCAUUUGGUGAAUGGACCCAUGCUAAAAUAAAAAUUUUUGAUUCUUUCUAUUGGCAAAAGCAUAUUAAGAAAUAGUAGAACCCAUAACACAAUCAGAUAAAAUAACAGGAAAAAAUAAAAUUGUUGUACUAACUGAGAGUACUUACCAGUUCAUGCAGUGUAUCAGAGCCACAUGCUCAUGAAUGCCUGGCUUUAGAUAUCUGCUCUAUGUAAUUAAAACCAGCUUACAUGGAGCUGAAGAAAAGAAGUAAAGUGAGACAGUUUACUCCUGAGUGUCUGUUUUCCUUUUCACUGCUGCAUUGUGGACUAUCAUUUUUCUUGUCACCCAUGCUGGAACCGUGUCUCUGUGCAUUAAAUACUUGUGCUGAAGCAGGGUUAGUCUUCAUGAGCUGUCAUAAAACAUUUUGGAUCUUGUUAUGUAAAUUUUAAUAAAAACUCAAUUUAUUAUUGAGCAUCUAAACUCAA